This is a messenger RNA of Helianthus annuus (common sunflower), 420 nucleotides long. RefSeq lists its product as uncharacterized. The record is from RefSeq and is a predicted model, not a curated record. The transcript has a single exon. NCBI's taxonomy places the organism in Eukaryota, Viridiplantae, Streptophyta, Magnoliopsida, Asterales, Asteraceae. Bases 1 to 420 code for a protein of 139 amino acids.
AUGCUUCAUGCAAGAGGUUACGAGGUUCUUCACCACAUCGAUGGAACGGAUCCUCCGACAGACACGAAUCCAGAGUAUGCCUCAUGGGCCAAGAUCGACUCCAUCGUGUUGCAGUGGAUAUAUGGAACGUUGUCUGAUGAUCUUCUCGUCCGCGUCCUCGAGACUAACACUAUGGCUAGGGACACAUUGGUUCGUUUACAAGGUGUUUUUCUAAACAAUAAAGGCUCUCGUGUAGCCACUCUUGAGCACGCCUUCACCAAUCACAAAUUGUCAGCAUGUUCUUCUCUAGACGAGUACUGCACCAAGCUCAAGGAAAUCGGUGAACAACUGAAAGAUGUUGAUCAGCCCAUACCUGAAUCUCGUUUGGUACUCCAACUGGGUCGCGGCCUACCUCCUGAAUAUUCGGUGACCACGCGCUAA